Molecule: messenger RNA, 1814 nt
Organism: Penaeus monodon (black tiger shrimp)
Lineage: Eukaryota; Metazoa; Arthropoda; Malacostraca; Decapoda; Penaeidae
Product: 4-hydroxyphenylpyruvate dioxygenase-like
Biological process (GO): L-tyrosine catabolic process
Cellular component (GO): Golgi membrane; endoplasmic reticulum membrane
Molecular function (GO): 4-hydroxyphenylpyruvate dioxygenase activity
Source: RefSeq, a predicted model, not a curated record
CCCGAUGCCGGCAAAUUCCUGCACUUCGACCACCUAACCUUCUGGGUCGGAAAUGCCAAGCAGGCUGCCAGCUACUACUGCACGAGGAUGGGCUUUGAACCCUACGCCUACAAGGGCUUGGAGACAGGGUCACGGGAAGUGUGCUGCCAUGUCGUUAGACAGAACAAGAUUAUAUUUGCGUUUGCUUCCGCCCUCAACCCGGGGAAUGAGGAAAUGGGCGUUCACUUGGUCACGCACGGAGAUGGAGUCAAGGACAUUGCCUUUUCCGUGGAAGACCUCGAUUCUAUCAUGAAGAUGGCGAAGGAGCGAGGGGCGAAGAUUGUGCGGGACAUCUGGGAGGAGGAAGACGCGGGGGGGAAGGUCCGCUUCGCCAGAGUACAGACGUACGGAGACACCACACACACUUUCGUGGAGCGUGGCAGCUACAAGGGACUCUUCCUUCCCGGCUUCCAUUCCCCUCUCACCGGACCCGACCCUCUUCUGAGCAAACUACCCCCCACACGCCUGGACUUCAUCGACCACAUCGUCGGCAACCAGCCCAACCUGGAGAUGGAGAACACGGCCUCCUGGUACGAGAAGCACCUCAUGUUCCACAGGUUCUGGUCGGUGGAUGACACGCAGAUCCACACCGAGUACUCCGCUCUUCGCUCCAUCGUCAUGACCAACUGGGAGGAAACCAUCAAGAUGCCUAUCAACGAGCCAGCGCCGGGAAAGAAGAAGAGUCAAAUCCAGGAGUACGUUGACUACUACGGAGGCGCGGGAGUCCAGCACAUCGCGCUCAACACCAAGGAUAUUAUCUCCGCGAUCCGCGACCUGCGCGAGCGAGGCAUGUACUUCCUGGUGGUGCCCAAGACGUACUACCAACAGCUUCGGGAGCGCCUCAAGGACUCGCCGACGAAGAUCGUGGAAGACCUCGACGCCAUCGAGGAGCUCAACAUUCUGGUCGAUUUCGAUGACAACGGCUACCUGCUGCAGAUCUUCACCAAGAACAUGCAGGAUCGGCCGACGGUGUUCCUGGAGGUCAUCCAACGCCACAACCACAGCGGUUUUGGUGCCGGUAACUUCAAGGCUUUGUUCGAGGCCAUCGAGCUGGAUCAGGCGGCGCGCGGAAACCUCUAAGGAAACCUCUUUUGGCAAUUGCAAAAGAUUUUUUUUUAGAAAUCAUAAAAGCAACCUCUUCGAAAAAUUAAGAGAAAAUAACAUGUUUAGAGAAGAAAUCCCUUAGAGAAAUAGGAAGCCAGUUUAACGUUUCUUCACAAUGGAAGUUUCUUUAAGCCUUUUUGGAAGGAAACCACCUUAAGAACGGUUUUCCUAUGGGUUCGUGGGUUAUUUCAUCCUUAUGAACCCGCUGUUUUCUCCUUGUACUUUCCUUCUGGACUUUAUUAUCACUACUUUUACUUCGUUCUUGUGUUUAUUCUUUCCUUUUUCAUGUUUCUUUUUCCGGUUGGCUUUAUAAUCGAUUAGAGUACUGUUCUCGUUGUAAUGUUUAUGUGUGGUUUGUUCAUAUACCAAACAGAAAAGCUUUUUUACUAUUGUUUUAAUUUCUCUUGUUAUUUUAGGUGACGGAAUUGUUAGUUUGUAUAUAAUGUAAAAUGAUAUAAAAAUCUUUUUAAAAGAUAAAGAAAUAUUCUAGAUUAAAAAUUAAUAGUCUAUUAACAAAUGUAAAACCAGUGCUAUUAAGUUAACUCUUAUCUUCCGAGAGAAUAUUGGGCAUUGGGCUCAAAACGUAGAUUAUUUUUGUAUUGUUUCAUAGCGAUAUAUGGAUGGAGAAUUUGUAAAAUCCGGUGAGAAUAAUAGAGAUUUAUGUGGUGCUU